Messenger RNA from Phaedon cochleariae (mustard beetle), 2522 nucleotides. NCBI's taxonomy places the organism in Eukaryota, Metazoa, Arthropoda, Insecta, Coleoptera, Chrysomelidae. The record is from the annotation of a GenBank genome assembly.
GUCAAGUUUCAAGUUUUUCGUCUACGUGUAGAAAUGUGGAAAAUAUCAGUGUUUCGGUGAUUUUAAAGAGGAAAAACAUAAAAAAUUCAUGAGAAUCUGAUAGUUUCCAUAUUCCUCAAGAAGAAUAACAUAAACAUGCGAACGUUGUGUAAAAUACUGCUUUUAUCCUUUGUUAUUGGGACGUUUUCAGAUGAACACAAUCACAUAUAUGAUGAUAAUGAAGAGGUAGUCCUGUGGAUGAAUACUGUAGGUCCCUACCACAACAGGCAGGAGACCUAUGCAUAUUAUUCACUACCUUUCUGUGUGGGUUCCAAGGAAACCAUUAGCCACUACCAUGAAACACUCAGCGAAGCUUUGCAAGGGGUUGAAUUGGAAUUCAGUGGAAUUGAAAUUGAAUUCAAAAAUAACAUGGCCAAAGGAGAAUAUUGUGCAGUCCCUCUGGAUGAAGAAAAAUACAAGGCGUUCGUGUACGCCGUCAAAAAUCACUACUGGUACCAAAUGUACAUCGAUGACCUGCCCAUAUGGGGCGUUGUGGGCGAAGUCAAGGACAACAACUACUACAUUUGGACGCACAAAAAAUUCGAAAUCGGUUACAACGGCAAGCAGAUCAUCGAUGUCAAUCUGACGUCAGAAGAUAAGGUUCAGUUGCAGCCAACAGGCAAGUUGAGCUUCACCUAUGAGGUGAAGUGGAAGAGAACAGAUACCAAAUAUGAGGAUAGGUUUGACAAGUAUUUGGAUCACAAUUUUUUCCAACACAGGAUCCAUUGGUUCAGCAUCUUUAACAGCUUCAUGAUGGUGAUUUUCUUGGUGGGUUUGGUGUCUAUGAUAUUGAUGAGAACUCUACGAAAAGAUUACGCUCGGUAUAGCAAAGAUGAAGACAUCGAUGAUAUGGAAAGAGAUUUGGGCGACGAGUACGGUUGGAAACAAGUGCACGGCGAUGUGUUCCGACCGGCAUCGAAUGCCCUCUUUUUCUCGUCUCUCAUUGGGGCCGGACAUCAGCUGACCACCGUCGUACUGUGUGUCAUCAUAUUCGCCAUAUUGGGAGACUUGUACACAGAGAGAGGUUCUCUUCUUUCUACCGCCAUAUUUGUGUACGCGGUCACGUCUCCGAUCAACGGUUACUUCGGUGGCUCCCUCUACGCUCGGAUGGGCGGCAAAAUUUGGAUACGUCAGAUGAUAGUGUCCGCUUUCAUGUUGCCGGCUUGCGUUUGCGGUACGGCGUUCUUCAUCAACUUCAUCGCCAUCUACUAUCACGCCUCCAGGGCCAUACCUUUCGGAACGAUGGUGGCGGUGACGUGCAUCUGCCUGUUCGUCAUCCUCCCGCUGACCUUGGUGGGCACCGUGCUGGGCCGCAAUCUGGCCGGCCAGCCGGACCACCCGUGCCGCAUCAACGCCGUGCCACGGCCCAUCCCCGAGAAGAAGUGGUUCAUGGAGCCGGGCGUCAUCAUCCUGUUAGGCGGCGUGUUGCCCUUCGCCAGCAUUUUCAUCGAAAUGUACUUCAUUUUCACGUCUUUCUGGGCGUACAAGAUCUACUACGUGUACGGCUUUAUGCUGCUGGUGUUCAUCAUCCUGCUGAUAGUGACCGUGUGCGUGACCAUCGUGUGCACGUACUUCCUGCUGAACGCCGAGGACUACCGCUGGCAGUGGACGUCCUUUUUGGCCGCCGGCUCCACGGCCACCUACGUCUACGUCUACGCCAUCUACUAUUUCUUCUUCAAGACAAAAAUGUAUGGUUUGUUCCAAACGGCGUUCUACUUCGGCUAUAUGGCCCUGUUCAGCGGAGCCCUAGGCGUCAUGUGUGGAACAGUGGGGUAUAUCGGCACCAGCAUUUUCGUGAGGAAAAUCUAUUCCACUGUGAAAAUCGACUGAAGCGAUAUGAACACUCGUUUUUCGUUGAAUACAAAAAAAUGUCUAGUUUGCGUCUCCAUCUCGAGUUUUUUUUUCUCACUUGAAAGUGUGUGGGGAAGGUGAUAAGAAAGUGCGACUAGAAGAUGAGAUUUGUUGGAGCGUGUGAAGAUGUUGAAGUGUGAUUGAAUAUACCAGUUUAUUAACUUUCUUUUCAAAAUGCGUCCAGUGUUUCAUAAGGUUCCGGAAGAAUUUUGCGAAUCUUCCACAUGUCAUCAUAUUACUUUAGAACUAUUUUUUGAAGAAUAAUACAGAGUGCAACAAGAAUGGGCUGUUUAGAAAGAGGGUCUGCUUCUCAAUAUAGUCAGGUUUUAUAAUUAUCGAAAAAAAAAUUGAAGAAGCAAAAGUACUUUGAGACCACUCCAAUUUUGAUUUUGAAAUGUUUUUUUGAUGCAAGCACAGGAUCUUUCUGUACUCCAAAAUGGAAAUCAAGUUUGAUUAUUCAAGUGGAUCACCCUAUUAGUUUUCAUAUUUUCAUAAAUUCGAAAAUAUAUGAAAUCAUAAGUCAAGCUCUUACAUUUUUCAACAUAAGUUGGUCUUGUAUUUUGUGAUCAAAUGAAAAAUCACAAUGAGAAAAGUCAGAGUUUUUAAAAUUAUUUAUAAUAACUAGUUUUCCC